AUAAAUAUGUCAAAGGUCCUUUAAUUGUUGACGAGUCGCGGCAACGCGACCCGGUCCACCGUUCGUGAUUUCAUCUUCGUUGACUCCCAAUUCGGAUCGCAAUUGACGGCUUCGUCUCUCCCACCGUCCUUUCUUGCUCGGAACCGUGUGGGAGAGGAUGAGCUUCCAGGAUUUGGAGUCGGGGCGGCCGCUCACCGCACGGAGGGAUCCGUCGAACGGGCGGCAGGAUCCGACACAGGCCAUCGUGGCCGGGCUGUUCCAGAUCACUACCGCCGUCCGCAACUUCGAGCGCCUCGUGAACACGAUCGGCACUCCCAAGGACACCCCGGAGCUCCGCGAGAAGCUACACAACUCAAGGCUACAAAUUGGGCAAUUGGUUAAAGAUACCUCUGCCAAACUUAAACAAGCUAGUGAAACAGAUCAGCGUGUGGAAGUUAGUGCAAACAAAAAGAUAGCUGAUGCGAAACUUGCAAGAGAUUUCCAAAAUAUUUUGAGUGAGUUUCAGAAACUUCAUAGGCUUGCAGCUGAGAGAGAAACUGCAUUCGCCCCAUUGGUUCCCCAAGCAGUUGUUUCCUCAAGUUAUGCUGCAACUGAAGCUGAUGAUAACUCUAAUAGGACACUCGAACAACGCGCUGUGCUUGCAGAGUCUAGAAGGCAGGAGGUUCUGUUGUUGGAUAAUGAGAUUGUUUUCAAUGAGGCUAUUAUCGAGGAGAGAGAACAGGGCAUUCAGGAGAUUCAGCAGCAGAUUGGUCAGGUGAAUGAAAUCUUUAAGGACCUUGCCUUGCUGGUUCAUGAUCAAGGAGUUGUCAUCGAUGACAUCAACUCCCACAUUGACAACUCUCAUGCAGCAACCCAACAAGGAAAAAGCCAAGUUAAAAAGGCGGCGAAAACGCAAAAGUCAAACUCAUCCUUGAUGUGCCUGAUUAUGGUGAUUCUUGGGAUUAUCCUACUCAUUGUGGUCAUAGUUCUUUUAUCAUAAUCAUUGAGGCCGUAACAUACUUCAAUCUGGUCAGUUUGUCCAAUUCAGUUUCUUUACAGAUUAGCUGUGUUUCUGAGGUCAUCCUAUCAUGAACUAUGGUGUGCAGAAGCCUUGGCCGAGGUUGUAAUACGUUUGUUUCCUAAGAGUAUGUAAAGGUUUGAAACUUCUGUUGUUACUGCUUCCUACUCGUUGACAUCUGGUUUGGUGGUGUCAACGUGCUUGGUUUUGUCCCACGGGUGCCAUUUGUGCAAUCUUUGAUGUUGCCAAUAAUCCAAUUAUCUUGGUUUCCAUGGGAUUCUCAGCUGUAUAAAGUGUUUCAAUGCAAUAAUAUAGUAGUGUGUGGAUGUGAUUAUUUUUGUUA
This is a messenger RNA of Musa acuminata subsp. malaccensis (wild Malaysian banana), 1340 nucleotides long. Its product is annotated as syntaxin-22. The record is from RefSeq and is a predicted model, not a curated record. Gene Ontology annotation, biological process: vesicle fusion; vesicle-mediated transport; intracellular protein transport. Gene Ontology annotation, cellular component: endomembrane system; SNARE complex; membrane. Gene Ontology annotation, molecular function: SNARE binding; SNAP receptor activity. NCBI's taxonomy places the organism in Eukaryota, Viridiplantae, Streptophyta, Magnoliopsida, Zingiberales, Musaceae.